Symbiodinium necroappetens is the source of this 411-nucleotide messenger RNA. NCBI's taxonomy places the organism in Eukaryota, Dinophyceae, Suessiales, Symbiodiniaceae. The record is from the annotation of a GenBank genome assembly.
GCCGUCUCCGAUGUCUUGGUGAUCAUUUCCCAGUUGGCUCGGUUGUCUCGGGAAUACUAUCCAUUGUUGCGGAGCAUGAAUUUGUGCAUAGCGCUUCGAGAUUUGCUUUCUUGUGGCAAUGCCAGCGUCCGGGCGAAAGCUUUGAAUGCUGUGGGAAACAUGGUUCGUCAUUCGGAUGAAUUCUACGAGAGUAUGCUUGAGGACGGAGUGCUCAGCCGGCUGAUCGAGCUUUGUGGCGACAGUGAUUCCGCUUGCCGCAAGUUCGCCUCCUUUGCUUUGGGCAAUUCGGCGUUCCAUUCCGAUGCUCUCUACCGCGACUUAGCCCCGGCUGUACCGCGGCUACUCCGAUUGCUGCAGGAUGUCGAAGAGAAGACACGAGCAAAUGCUGCGGGAGCGCCGUGUGUCUGCAAG